GUGCACCUUGGACUUUGAUUAAACUGAUCUAAACGCUCUAAACUCCACAAACAGGCUAGCAAAUUUGCACGACGAAAGUUGUCUCCAUAUAUCGUCGGUGCGCGUGUUAUGUAAAGCAUCUCGACCAUGUUUUCAUCGUCGAGUCGCCAAAUCGCCACCCAGCUAUCUGCGGCGUCUAAAAGACUGCAGAGUACGCUGAUCAUUGCCGAGCACAACAAUGAAGCUCUCUUGCCAAUCACCCAGAAUGCUAUUACAGCUGCGAAGAAACUAGGUGGAGAAGUCAGUGUGCUAGUUGCUGGAACAAAAUGUGGACCUGCUGCUGAUGCUGUAGCCAAGGCAAAUGGAUUGGCUAGAGUGCUGGUGGCUGAGUCUGAUGCUUUCAAAGGCUUCACAGCUGAGAGCAUGACUCCUCUAGUUCUUGAAGCACAGAAGAAGUAUAAUUUUACGCAUAUCGUUGCCGGUGCUUCGGCGAUGGGCAAAGCAUUGCUGCCGCGUGUCGCUGCUAAACUUGAUGUUUCGCCGGUUUCUGAUGUGAUUGGGAUUAAGAGUGCUGAUACUUUUAUUAGGAGUGUUUAUGCAGGUAAUGCAAUUCAAACACUUACCGCCACCGAUAAAAUCAAAGUCAUCACCGUGCGCGGAACCAGCUUUGAAGCCGACAAACUUGAAGGCGGCUCCACCGCCACCGAAAAAAUCGAUGGCAACUACUCCACCGACCUAACCACCUUCGUCAGCCAAGAAUUAAGCAAGUCCGAUCGUCCCGAAUUAACCAGCGCCAAAGUAGUCAUCUCCGGCGGACGUGGAAUGAAGUCCGGCGAUAACUUCAAACUGUUGUACGAUCUUGCUGACAAGAUGGGCGCCGCUGUCGGUGCAUCUCGUGCUGCCGUCGAUGCUGGUUUCGUUGCCAAUGACUUGCAGGUUGGUCAGACUGGCAAGAUUGUCGCACCGGAUCUAUAUAUUGCUGUGGGUAUCUCCGGCGCUAUUCAACAUCUUGCCGGUAUGAAGGACAGUAAGACCAUUGUCGCAAUCAACAAGGAUCCCGAAGCUCCGAUCUUCCAGGUGUCUGAUUUUGGGCUGGUCGCUGAUCUGUUCAAAGCCGUUCCGGAACUUACCGGGAAGUUGUAAUCAUUUUUUACUAACGGUUGCGAUUUUUAAUUUUAGAGAAGGAAUUUACACUUUGUUACAUGAUAUAAUAUGAAUUGUCAAGUAUAAUAAAGAUGGCGUCAUUUUUGACUCUGCUGUCAAAAAGUAAACAA
Dalotia coriaria is the source of this 1253-nucleotide messenger RNA. It is a transcript of the gene wal, whose product is annotated as electron transfer flavoprotein subunit alpha wal. The record is from RefSeq and is a predicted model, not a curated record. Gene Ontology annotation, cellular component: mitochondrion. The transcript has 4 exons. Gene Ontology annotation, biological process: fatty acid beta-oxidation using acyl-CoA dehydrogenase. Lineage: Eukaryota; Metazoa; Arthropoda; Insecta; Coleoptera; Staphylinidae. The coding region runs from base 127 to 1122 and encodes 331 amino acids. Gene Ontology annotation, molecular function: flavin adenine dinucleotide binding; electron transfer activity.